This is a messenger RNA of Caenorhabditis remanei, 2031 nucleotides long. RefSeq lists its product as uncharacterized. Gene Ontology annotation, molecular function: protein binding. The record is from RefSeq and is a predicted model, not a curated record. The coding region runs from base 1 to 2031 and encodes 676 amino acids. NCBI's taxonomy places the organism in Eukaryota, Metazoa, Nematoda, Chromadorea, Rhabditida, Rhabditidae. Gene Ontology annotation, cellular component: cilium. The transcript is spliced from 14 exons.
AUGCAACUGGAGUAUGUCGUCACUCAUAUUGGUGGAAUUCCCAACACUGAUCGACAGUAUCUUGUAGAGAAGCAAUGGAUUUCUGAGAAAUCUCUCUCACUGCCGGUAGAAAUCGAACUUCAUCUCCGACAGAAGAGUGAAAUUGAGAAGAUUGAAAUAGUUGCUCAUAAUAAAUUCAUCCCCAAAAAGAUUGGAAUAUUUUCUGAACGAGACGAGGAAGGAUAUAUUGGAGAAGUUCAAUUCAAAAGUCGUAAAACGGAUGAUCAGAAGUACGAGCUGAAGAAUAUAUUUCUUGAUGAAAAGUGCUCAAAACUAAUUUUGAAUGUCUCUGAAGCACAUAUUGAUGUUGUGAAUAAUUUGGAUUCUUUGGUUGGACUAGUAGACGUGAAACUUUUCGGGAAGUAUCUUCCAGUUGAAAAUGAACUUUCCGUAUCUCUAGAUAUAGAUCCGAGGGCAUUCAAACCUGGUGUAACGAGAAAUGUGAUUCCGGAUCAGAAGUAUUCAAAAGAACUUCAAGCAAUGAUUCAUGCAAUUGAAAAGAAUAAACAGACAGCAGUGGCGAAUGAAGACUUCAAGCUAGCGAAAUCUGCUCAGCUGGCAGUUCGAGAGUUGAAAAAGUCGACGAAGGAAAUGGAAGAAUUGGAAAAUGAUAAGAAUGAAGCGAUUAUGGAUGAAGAUUUUCAACGAGCUAAUGAUUUGCAAGAUGAAAUCACUGCUCUCCGUUCCAACAUUUUAGCUUCGCCAAGACAUGAUGAGAUUCAUCGCCCCAAAAACUUGUUCACGGAGAAUUCAGAAGUGCCUUCGAAGCCCAAACUCUACCAGCCAGUCGAUCUGUCUCCAACUGAAGUAUCUGCUGAUCCAUCAACUGCAUUUCUUCUUCCACCUCGACCACCUUCUAACUCUUCGAAAGUAUCAGUUACACCUAGAAGACCAUCGACAAACCAUUCUGGAUCAACAAGAAGGAGUAGUGCAAGUUGGGAAGUUCCAAUUAGACCAACAACUACAAAUUCUCAAGUUUCGAGAAAAAGAACACCAUCUCCAGUGGUCAAGAAGGCUCCAAGUACUGCUUCCUCUUCUAGAAGAAGAAGUAAUAGCAUCGGAAUGGGUACCAAUAAGUUCCUGGAGAAGGAAAAUAUGAUUGUUCCAGCUGCAUUAAACCGGAAAAGAUCAUCAUCUGUGAAUUACGAAACUCCAGAAUUUGUUGACAAAUCGACGGAAGAUAUUAGUGAAGAUCAAGUGCUUGCAAUGGUUCCACCUGAUCAGAGAGGAAAUGUUCGGUCUGCAAUUUCGCUGUUUGGCUUGGAAACUAUUGCCAAAAUCUAUUCAAAACAUUUCGAAAACCGAAAAGAAGGAAUCGAAGAAAUUCGGGAGAAAAUAGACACAUUGAACUCGGAUAAAACGUCGAAAUACUUUGAAAGUAUCAAUUGUCUCCUGGCUCAUUUACUCAAGGAACCACUCUUCAAUGUAUACAAAGACGUUCUUCUUCUAUGGCAUCACUUUUGCACUUCACGUCUUCUCGAGUUGAAUUUGGAAAGAUAUAUUCAACGAGUCGCUUCUGAAUCAAGUGAUAUUUUGGCAACUCGAGUUUUGUCUAGUGAAAAACGACUAGUAUCUGAGACAUUGACAGUAUUCCGAGAUGCUUCGAAGGUUCCUUCAAUUGGAAAAGCAUACGCUACGAAACUACUCGGUUCGAAUUCGAAAAAUUUGAAAGGAAGAGCAAUUCUUGUUGAAGUAAUUACGAAGCUUCAUGCAGUUCCUAAUGAACAAAUCGGGCUUACCGAUAAAAUUGUGGCUGGUUUCUCGACAAAAUGCAUCAGAACUUCUGAUCCUCAAGUGAGAACAAUUGGAAAAGAUUUGAUGGUUAAACUCUAUAAGAAUGGAUCAGCAAAAAUCGUCCGUUCCGAGUUGGACAAGUUCGCGUCAUCGGAUUCAAACAAUCCCACUUAUCAAAAGAUCGUUCGCGAAAUUUACAACUUCGACGGAAGCAGACCGAAGAGCGAAAAGAAGAAAAAAAUCUCGUUUAUGCUGUAA